UCCGACCCCGGCCCCGCACCCCUCCGGGCCGACCCCGGACCCCGGCCCCCCCGGCCCCGGCCCCGGCAUGAGCGCCGCCGCCCACUCGCCUGUGAUGCAGGCGGCGUCCGGCAGCGGCGACCGCGACCCGCUGCCCCCCGGCUGGGAGAUCAAGGUCGACCCGCAGACCGGCUGGCCCUUCUUCGUGGACCACAACAGCCGCACCACCACGUGGAACGACCCGCGCGCGCCCCCCGAGGGCCCCAAGGAAACUCUGUCCUCUGCAAAUGGCCCCUCCCGGGAGGGCCCCCGGCUGCUGCCCGCCAGGGAGGGCCACGUGGUGUACCCGCAGCUCCGACCAGGCUACAUUGCCAUUCCCGUCCUGCACGAAGGCGCCGAGAGCCGGCCGCCGCACCACUUCUUUGCUGCUGCUCAGCCCGGGGCCCAGCGGUUCCGCACCGAGGCGGCCCCGGCCCCCCAGCGGUCCCAGUCCCCCCUGCAGGCCUCGGAGGCCGCCCCGCCGGACAAGCCGGGCGGACAGGCGGGAGCAGCUGCGGCAGCCCAGCCCCCCGCCGCCCACAGGCCCGAGCGAUCCCAGUCUCCGGCCACCUCGGACUGCUCCUCCUCCUCCUCCUCGGCCAGCCUGCCGCCCUCCUCCGGCAGGAGCAGCCUGGGCAGCCACCAGCUCCCGCGAGGCUACAUCCCCAUCCCCGUGAUCCACGAGCAGAACGUCGCCCGGCCGGCCGCCCAGGCCUUCCACCAGGCCCAGAAGACCCAUCUGCCCGCCCCGCAGGGGGAGUACCAGGCCCACCAGCCCGUGUACCACAAGGCGCAGGGGGACGAGGGGGAGCCCCGGCGGGCCGCCUCCCCGUUCCGGCCGCCCGGCCUGGGUGCGGCCAGCCGGGAGAGCUCUCCGGCCAGAGGCGGCCCCCCCCUGCACUCCCCGGCGCCCGUGCGGGUGCACACCGUGGUCAGCAGGCCGCAGCAGCCCAUGACCCAUCGAGAAGCUUCGUUUGUCCCACAGCCUGAAAACAGACCGGAAAGCAGGCCCGGCCCGGCAGGUUCAGACCUCCCUGCUGGACACAUCCCCAUCCAGGUGAUCCGGAAGGAGCCGGACUCCCAGCCUGCUGCUCAGAAGCCCCCGCCGCCUUCGGAGAAGGUGGAAGUAAAGGUUCCUCCUGCCCAGGCUCCCAGCCCCGCUCCCAGCCCCGCUCCGGCCCCCAGCCCCGCCCCUGCCGCAGUCCCCGCGUCCCCCAAGAAUGUGGCGGCAGCCCCCAGCCCUGCCCCCGCAGAAGCCACCCCCCAGAAGCCAGGAGCGGCUGCGGCCCCCCCCAAACACCCCGGCGUGCUGAAAGUGGAAGCCAUCCUGCAGAAGGUGCAGGGGCUGGAGCAGGCUGUGGACAGCUUCGAAGGCAAGAAGACGGACAAAAAGUACCUGAUGAUCGAAGAGUAUCUGACCAAAGAGCUGCUGGCUCUGGAUUCGGUAGACCCUGAAGGUCGCGCUGACGUCCGUCAGGCCAGGAGAGAUGGCGUCAGGAAGGUGCAGACCAUCCUGGAAAAACUUGAACAGAAGGCGAUCGAUGUCCCGGGUCAAGUCCAGGUUUACGAAUUCCAGCCCAGCUCCCUUGAAGGCGACCCGCCGCUGCAGGAAAUCAUGGGCGCCGUCGCCGCAGACCCGGGUAAGAAAAGCGCUGGAGAAGGGGAGGAGCCCAAAGCCGAAGCCCAGCAGCCAGAUGCCAGAGCCGCGGCCGCUCCGAACACUGGUAGCACGACAGACCCCGCUGGUGACCCAGCACCACCAUCUCAAUAAAGAGCCGCGCGGAGCCCGGGAACUGGGUGUGUGCGUUAGGGAGUUCUCAGUUGCAUGCAUUUCAGGGACUUUAAAUCAAUAGGUUUUUACUACUCAUCGCCGCUUGGUACGCAGAGACCUGGGUGGAGGCAGACAGUGAGAGGGUUAAAGGGAAAUGAUGCUUUUCUCCGGAUUCUUGUGCUGUACAAUAAAGAAGUUGCUUGUUUCAAAAGUUAGCAGCGCUUGUUGCUUCGGGGCCCGCCCUCCGCACGGGCCCACGUCAGCCAGGGUUUAACUGUCCUCCCGCAGCUCUGGACUGGAGGAGUUUGGGGAGGAGCAUAGAUGGGAAGGAAGUUUCCCAUCACAAGUAUGAAACCUGUUUUUCAGAAAUGUUGCCAUUUUAAAUGGGAUGAUUUUCUUCAUCUCGAAGCUAAAAUGCCUAAUUUAGAGCAAAAUGUGUAAGGAGCCGCAGGAAUUCUGUAUGUUGGAUGCCUUUACUGUUACAUUUUAAAAAAAGAAAAUAAAGUGAUAAUGUGA
Pipistrellus kuhlii (Kuhl's pipistrelle) is the source of this 2305-nucleotide messenger RNA. It is a transcript of the gene BAG3, whose product is annotated as BAG cochaperone 3. The transcript has 4 exons. The coding region runs from base 68 to 1789 and encodes 573 amino acids. The record is from RefSeq and is a predicted model, not a curated record. Lineage: Eukaryota; Metazoa; Chordata; Mammalia; Chiroptera; Vespertilionidae. Gene Ontology annotation, biological process: negative regulation of striated muscle cell apoptotic process; muscle cell cellular homeostasis; protein stabilization. Gene Ontology annotation, cellular component: membrane; cytosol; cytoplasm. Gene Ontology annotation, molecular function: protein-folding chaperone binding; adenyl-nucleotide exchange factor activity.